AAGAUAUCGGCCAAGCAGUGACAGGUGAACUCCCUCUUUGGACUGGGACACUGAGCAGAGAGGAGCAGACAUGGCCGGAUACAAACCAAGGGUGAUUUCUCUAAGCAAGAGGCCUGGUCAGACUUUUGGCUUCUAUCUGAGGGUGGAGCAUGGCCAGGAGGGUCACCUGAUCCGCUGCCUGGAAAUGGGAGGUCCAGCAGAAUUGGCUGGCAUGAAGGAUGGCGAUCGCAUCCUCCGUGUCAAUGGAACAUUUGUUGACGCGCUGCCCCAUUCGGCGGUGGUGGAAAUGGUGAGAGAAAGCGGAGCAUCUGUCACGUUCCACCUUCUGGAUGAGUCUUCUUACAAGAACGCUAAAGCGCAGGGAGUGGACUUUUCUGACCUUCAGAGCCCAGCGAUUGCCAACGGAGUGGCCAAACAGGAUCCCAAACCCAAACUCUGCUUUAUGGUGAAGUCCAGCUCAGGCUUUGAGUUUUCUCUGCGCUCAGUCAAAGGUGAGAAUGGAAUGUUCAUGACAGCAGUGACCCCAGGAAAUGUGGCAUACAAAGCGGGGGUCAGAGUCCAAGACCGUCUGCUGGAGAUCAACGGGGAGAACAUCGAACACUGCACACACGAACAAGUAGUGGCAAAGAUGAAACAGGCAGGCAGCAGCGUCAUGCUCUUACUGGUCGAUGAGGAAACAGACAAGUUCUUUCAGAAGAAGCGUGCAAAGAUAGGAACGUGGUUAGCCACAACCAAGUACCUUCCUAAGCAGCCGCGCAUCAUCAACAUAACCGAAGGCUCAGAUGGAUACGGUUUCCUGCUUAGAGAGGAGCCCAAAGUCACAGGACACUUCAUUAAGGACAUAGACAGGGGCAGCCCAGCAGAGAGAGCAGGCCUGAAGGAAAUGGACAGACUGGUAGCUGUGGACGGCAAGGAGGUGGACAGCUGCAGCCACGAGAUGGUGGUGGAAAUGUUCAAGAAGAGUGGCAACAAAUGCUGCCUCCUGGUGGUGGACAGAGACACGGACAAAAUGUACAAGAUGGGCAAAGUGUCUCCUAUGCUUUUCUGGGAGGACAUGAAGGACUCCCACUCACCACCCAGCUACACAGAGGCCAUCACUUUACCCACUGGUGGUGUCCAACAACCUAAACACAAUCAUGAGAAUGAAGAGGAGCUCAAGCCUAAACUGUGUAAACUGGAGAAGACCUCAGGUACCUUUGGCUUCCACCUGAACGGCAUCCAGGGGGUGUCUGGUCAGUACAUCACCGAGGUGGUGACGGGAGGAGCAGCGGACAGGGCAGGUCUGGAGAACAACGAUAUUGUGGUGGAGAUAAACGGGGUAAAUGUGGAGCAGAGGAGCUACGCCGACGCGGUGGAAAUGAUCAAAAAAAGUGGCAACUCUCUGGAGAUGCUGGUGGCUAGGAAGAGCGUCUACGACAAGCUCAGAGCUAAAGGAGUGACCAUCACGACCCUGCUCCUCGAGGAAACAUCCUACGUUCAAGUCCACACUGCAGACUCUCCAAAGACCAGCCACAGGGCCAUACGAGAGGAAGAGGAGGAGAGGACAAGAUCUGUGACCCCAGAAAGACUGAGAGCCACUUCUGUGACUUCAAAUGCAUCUGAACUGAGCUUGGAUGAGAGAUUUUGAGGAGCCUCCUGAAGAAUCCCUGAUUUCACCUAAUCAGAUGUUGAUGUUGUUGUUUUUUCCUAUAACAAUCAGCUCUAUGGGCUUCAUACAUCUAGCUAAUAUCACAAGAGAAAAAGAGAUGAAGAAAACAACGAGGACUGUAAAGACUUUUGAAAUCUACUGCCAAAAUCUGAUUCAUAGCAGAAGAGCUUCUUCAAUUGUAUGAAAAGGUUAAGAACAAAAACAUGUUCUCAAAUAUCAAGAGUGUUCAGGAACUUGUGAUCAUACAUCCUUUGAUCUACUUGUGAGCCAGUACAGUGAUGAGUAUUAUCUUUAACAUACCGGAGAUUACUGAUGUCACCAAAAUUAUAAACACUUGCUACUGCCAGUAAAAACACUGUGGCUUUGCAAAAAUGUUUUCUCUAUGCACAAACCGCUGCUUUUAUUUAAUGUUCUAAAAAAAAAAAACUAUGUAAAUUUGCUGUUCCCAUUUCUGUGAUGAAAGUAAACGAAUGACAGCUUUCAUGAACACAAAUAAAUGCACGUGUAGCAUCUGAAUUAA
Stegastes partitus (bicolor damselfish) is the source of this 2168-nucleotide messenger RNA. It is a transcript of the gene pdzk1, whose product is annotated as PDZ domain containing 1. The record is from RefSeq and is a predicted model, not a curated record. Gene Ontology annotation, biological process: protein localization to plasma membrane. Gene Ontology annotation, molecular function: signaling receptor binding; protein-membrane adaptor activity. The coding region runs from base 71 to 1627 and encodes 518 amino acids. The transcript is spliced from 8 exons. Gene Ontology annotation, cellular component: apical plasma membrane. NCBI's taxonomy places the organism in Eukaryota, Metazoa, Chordata, Actinopteri, Pomacentridae.